This is a messenger RNA of Poecilia latipinna (sailfin molly), 1536 nucleotides long. RefSeq names its product protein unc-13 homolog D-like. The record is from RefSeq and is a predicted model, not a curated record. Gene Ontology annotation, biological process: secretion. The transcript is spliced from 9 exons. Lineage: Eukaryota; Metazoa; Chordata; Actinopteri; Cyprinodontiformes; Poeciliidae. Gene Ontology annotation, cellular component: exocytic vesicle. The coding region runs from base 56 to 1024 and encodes 322 amino acids.
ACAGCUCUGUCUGCGCUCUCAGCUAAACACAGACAUCGAGACUCACGUCAGGAGCAUGUCCACCAGGCGGAGGAUUCCCUCCAAGUCCACAGAGGACGCCGCAGCCCCUCUGAUGCGCUACCUCGAACAGGAGCUGCAGUACAUGAAUGAAAACCUGGUUCAAGAGAACUUCAACAGCCUCCUGACUCCGUUGUGGCAAAACUCUGUGAAAAUUCUGUAUCAGAUCUCCACCCAGCAUUCGCAGCAAGAAGGGCUCAUGGUGUUCUGCCAGAGGCUGCUGUACACGCUGCAGUGUCUCGAGCAGUGUUUCCACGCCGACGGAAACGGGCUUCCUCAGAAGGCGUUGCACUCCGACGAAUACAAGAAUCUGAAGGCUCACCUCACUCACCACUCGCUGACCAGCCACCAGCUCAUAGAGAAGUUCUUUAAAAGAAAAAUAUCAGAGCAGAGAGAUUACCAAGGGGAAAAAUACGGAGCGGUCACCCUCCUCGCGUCCUACAGGAGGUCUGACCAUAGGCUGCACAUCGAGGUGCUCAACGCAGUCAGCCUCCUACCAAUGGACUCUAACGGCCUCAGCGACCCGUUUGUGCGUCUGUGCCUGGAACCCAACCACGUCUUCCCAGAGAUAGAGCCGCGCUGCACCCAGUACAAGAGCUGCGAUCUCAACCCCCUCUUCGACGAGGCCUUCGAUUUCCUGGUUUCACUGGAUCAGUGCCAGACUCCAGGAGCGUGCUUGGUCAUCACAGUUCUGGACCACGACACCCUGAGGCCAGAUGACUUUGAGGGCGAGGCGUUCCUGGCCCUGGAGGACGUACCUGGAGUUUCAGAACAAGAAGGAGAGGAAGUCGACUCGCAGAUGGACUCGGCACCUGAACAGAUACGCCUGCCUCUGAUGCAUCCUAAACCUAAUGAGGACAGCAUCCUGAAGCUGCUGGAGUCCCGGCGAGGAGAGCGAGAGGCUCAGGCUUUCGUCAAGAAGCGACGCCAGCGGGAGAAACAGUCCCAGGAGGCGGCGCAGCAAUGACAAAACACACGGAGACGCGUUCUUCCUCCAAAAAUAUACAAUUUGUUUUUAAUGAUCAGUACCAAAAAACAAAAGUCAAAAAAACAAAAAAGAAAAAGAAUGCACUCAGAAAGAAAACACUGGUGUUGCAUGAGUUGUGUGUGGACAACAUGACCAUCACAGUGAUCCGAAAAACACUUUCACGCCCGCAUUUCAACAUCUACAUGUCCGCAUGCAUCCCGAUGGUUCGUCCAAUCAGUGCAAGAGAAAGAUAUAACAUCACUUAUGUAUGUGUAUACAUUUAUAUAUAAUAUAUAUGAAAUAUAUAUAUUAUACACUGUUGAAAGACUGAAAUGUCAAAAGAGUACUACAAAUGUAGAAAUUUGGCAGAGAAAGCUGUCACAUAUUGAUUUAAAAAUAGCUAAAAAGCCUUAUUUUUAUUGUAUUUUUUUUAACUUUUUUUUCUUGAGUGUUCUGAGCUUGAUUCAUAUCGAACAUAAAGGGUGUUAAAAUAAAUAACAUCUGAAACUGGA